AUGAGCCUGAAUGGAAUGUCACAGCAUGCGCUGGUUGACCACGGCGAUGAGUAUACGCAGAAGAAGGUGAAGAACAAGGGCCGAGAUAACGAUGCAAGCGCUGCUAGUAAGCGCCGCUGUAUCAGUACUGCGUGCAUUGCGUGUCGAAGGCGCAAAUCGAGAUGUGAUGGUCAACUACCGAAAUGCGCCGCCUGCGCCUCGGUCUACUUGACGGAAUGUGAAUAUGCGCCUCACACAGAUCAGAGAAGGAAGGGAGUAUACAAGAAGGACGUCGAUCUCAAGACCAAGAGUUCGACUCUACAUACUCUUAUACAGGCAAUCCUAAAUGCGGAAGAGGAUGAUGUCGCCGACCUGGUGCACGAAAUCCGGAUAUGCGAGAAUCUGGAAGAUCUCGCUACCAGAAUCGAAGCCGGUGAAAGCAUCGCCACCAAUGGCCUUCCGGAAUCGCCACCAUCCCUGGCCCUGCAACCUGCGGAAGUACCUCAGUUCGAGCAAGAACUAUCUGGUAGAAUGGGCGAUCUUUAUCUCGACGGAUCCGUCAAGUUCAUUGGCGGGACAUCGAACCUGAUCUGGAUGACGGAUGGCCUCGAACAAAGCACUAUGGCUCAACUCCUGCCACCGAAAGAAGAGGCAAUAGUGUCAUGGACCACAGUCACUCAGGAUAAAGAUCUCAUUCUUCACUUCAUGAACAUGUAUUUCUGCUGGCACUACGCUUAUUUUACGACACUGUCCAAGGAACUCUUCUACCGAGACUUUCUGACCGGGACACCCUCGCAGUACUGUUCUGCGCUACUGGUAAAUGUUAUGCUGGCGCUGGGAUGCCAUUUUUCGAACAAGGCAGCCGCAAAGGCGGUUCCAGAUGAUUCGAGCACUACUGGUGACCACUACUUCAAGGAGGCCAAACGUCUACUGUAUGAAGACGACGAGUUCGCCAACGCUAAACUAUGUACCGUGCAAGCCAUGGCACUCAUGUCUGUCCGCGAAGCAGGCUGCGGACAUGAAAGCAAAGGCUGGGUCUACAGUGGCAUGAGCUUCCGUAUGGCCAUGGACCUGGGACUCAAUAUCGACGCGCAACCAAUGAACGAACACUCACGACUCUCCGACGAAGACAUCGAUGCGCGGAGAAUAACAUUCUGGGGAUGUUUCUUGUUUGACAAAUGCUGGUCAAACUAUCUUGGCCGUCAGCCACAGCUAUCAACAUCAAAUAGCACAAUCAGGAAGCCGGAGGUGUUCCCAUCGGAAGACUCUGAAAGAUGGUCGCCAUACACCGAUUCCGGCAUCGUGCAAGCCAACGCACAGCCAGCGCGUACCAGAACCGUCGCGCGGCAGCUAUCAAGGCUUGCAGAAAUUUCUGGCGAUCUCCUUGAAUCGUUCUACCACCCUAGUCUCAACGAUAAACCUCUCAACAGGCAACAUGAGCUCAAGAAACUGAGUGAUGUGCAUACACGCUUGGAGUCCUGGAAGAAAGAGCUGCCGGCAGAGCUCGAAGCCAAGGAUUCGCAACUCCCACAAGUGCUGUUAAUGCACAUGUUCCACCAACUGCUUUACAUCCAUCUUUAUAGGCCCUUCUUGAAGUACACUAAACAAACAUCGCCGCUUCCAAAACACGUAUCUCCUCGAAAGUUCUGUACUCAGGCAGCAGGAGCAAUAUCCAAAUUGUUCCGCCUUUACAAGAGGACGCACGGCCUUCGACAAAUAUGCAAUAUUGCAAUAUAUAUCCUGCAUACCGCUUGCACGAUUCACAUCUUGAAUAUGCCAGACAAGACUGCCAAACGAGACAUCGCACACGGCGCAAGGCACUUGGAGGAGAUGGGCGAAUGCUGGACUGCUGCGCGACGGACGCUCCAGAUCCUCAGAGUAUGCGCAGAAAAGUGGAAAGUUGAGCUUCCCGAGGAAGCAGAUGCCGCUUUCGCUCGUGCAAACCUCAAAUGGGGUCGCCAUCACGCAACCCCGUCGCCACCAAGCUCUGGGCAGUUCGGGCAGCCGUACCGACACAUAGGCCAGCAGCCAAUAUCGGAGGUCUUGAAACAGGAAACCCCUACGCAGCUCGGACAGCAACAAGCGGCAACCUCUCAACCGCUUCGCCAGCAGCAGAUGCUCACACGACCCUUGUCGUACGGACCUCAGACCUUCAAUGCGGAGCUCCGAGGUGGUCUCUCGGCAGCCAUGGCUCCGUCACCAAUUGAUGUCCCUGACACUCGUCGAUCCUCUGGUAAUCUAUCAGCACCACCCUCAAACUCGACGGAUUUCAACCGGAACCCGAACAAAAUUCGUGGUUCAUCACUUCUCACGAAAACUCAGCAGGCUGCAUACAAUCUUCUUCGACCGCGCCCGCCUUCCGAGAAUGCUUCCAACGGCAGCACGUUUGGUGGCGACAUGACGUCGCCAGCCGAUCCGAGUUCAUACACAGCCAGUAGCUUUGCAACUUUGGACAAUCUCAUGGAAUCGCAAGACUGGUGGUAUAAAGACCAAUCGCAGCUGGCUAUGGGCUUCGAUAACUGGAACGACCCAACCCAAGACUACUACGCAAUGGACGUCAACGCAUCUGCGGGCCCAGAGACUUCGACAGCUGGUCUGCAGCAGAUGAGCAAUGCUGUGUACACUCCUGUAAGUAGUAAUGCUGAGAGCAACAUCUAUGGUCAGCAACUAUAUGGCGCCGACUCUGCCGCCGGCGCUGUUUCGAACACAUAUAACGACGGCAACAUGACUACGACUGCUAGGGUCAAUGGGGCAGGAAUUCCUUACCAACGUGCGGGCUACAGCGAUGAGUCGAUCUACUAA
This is a messenger RNA of Cyphellophora attinorum, 2781 nucleotides long. Its product is annotated as Nitrogen assimilation transcription factor nirA. Bases 1 to 2781 code for a protein of 926 amino acids. The record is from RefSeq and is a predicted model, not a curated record. Gene Ontology annotation, biological process: regulation of DNA-templated transcription; DNA-templated transcription. Gene Ontology annotation, molecular function: zinc ion binding; DNA binding; DNA-binding transcription factor activity, RNA polymerase II-specific. Lineage: Eukaryota; Fungi; Ascomycota; Eurotiomycetes; Chaetothyriales; Cyphellophoraceae. The transcript is spliced from 3 exons.